CGCAGAGCCCAUUGCGUGGCGGGUUGCACAACGGACGCAUCACUCUGAGACUCCGCCAGAAGCAAAGCAACGCAACAAAGACAAGCGACUCUCUCUCUCUCUCUCUCAACAGUUUAGCUCGAAGUGCACCAUCAUCAAUGAACAAUUCCAUCUCUUCAUCCUCCGAUGCCUCUCCAAUCCAAUUCAACUUACCUCCCCUCUCGUUAAGCCUCUUCGACGCGGAACCAUCCACACCACAAGAAGAACCAAACGGCGUCGUCCACGGAUCAAGCGUCUCGCAUUUUGAAGAUUCCAUUUCCAAUGAAAUUGAAGAAAUGAGUAUUCGUGAUCAUCCUCCUUCCGUCUCUAACGAUUCCCAAACCUCAUGGUUUCCUGGUAAACGACAUCUCGAUGAGGAUGAUGCUUCCAUUUCAUGGAGGAAAAGAAAGAAGCAUUUUUUUGUUCUGAGUCAUUCUGGCAAACCAAUAUACUCUAGGUAUGGAGAUGAACAUAAGCUUGCUGGUUUUUCAGCAACUUUGCAAGCAAUCAUUUCGUUUGUUGAAAAUGGGGGUGACCGUGUCAAAUUGGUGAGGGCUGGAAAGCAUCAGGUGGUUUUUCUCGUGAAAGGACCAAUUUACUUAGUCUGCAUCAGCUGCACCGAAGAGCCUUAUGAGUCCUUACGGAGGCAAUUAGAUCUCAUUUAUGGCCAGAUGAUUGUCAUACUGACAAAAUCAGUAAACAGAUGCUUUGAGAAGAAUCCAAAGUUUGAUAUGACAUCCUUGCUUGGUGGAACAGACACUGUCUUCUCUUCACUAAUCCACUCUUUUUGUUGGAACCCAGCUACAUUUCUUCAUGCCUAUACUUGUCUGCCUCUUGCAUGUGCAACAAGACAAGCUGCUGGUGCCAUCUUGCAAGAUGUAGCUGAUUCCGGUGUUCUGUUUGCAAUACUGAUGUGCAGACACAAGGUAAUCAGUCUAUUUGGUGCUCAGAAAGCCUCUCUUCAUCCAGAUGAUAUGCUGCUACUGGCCAACUUUGUUAUGUCAUCAGAAUCCUUUAGGACCUCGGAGGCAUUUUCUCCUGUUUGCUUGCCAAGAUACAAUCCUUUGGCAUUUUUGUAUGCUUAUAUCCAUUAUUUUGAUGAUGACACAUACUUGAUGUUGCUGACAACUAGUUCUGAUGCAUUUUACCAUCUUAAGGAUUGCAGGAUUCGUAUUGAGACGGUCCUUUUGAAGUCAAAUGUCCUCGAUGAAGUUAAGAGAUCCUUGUUUGAUGGUGGAAUGCACAUUGAGGAUCUGCCACCCUUAUCUCAUUCUGGAUCCUCUCCUCAUUUGGGCCAGCAUAGUCUUCGACUAGAUUCUCCUGAAAGAUUGAGAGAAUCUAAUUCUAGUGCAGGUGGUGCUGCGGGUUUGUGGCAUUUCAUAUAUCGCAGCUUAUAUCUGGAUCAGUAUGUAUCUUCAGAGUUCUCAUCACCAAUUAAUACUCAUCAGCAGCAGAAAAGACUGUAUAGAGCUUACCAGAAACUUUUUGCAUCCAUGCAUGAGAAAGGAAUUGGGCCACACAAAACUCAGUUUAAAAGGGAUGAAAACUAUGUUCUGCUUUGUUGGGUAACGCAGGACUUUGAACUUUAUGCUGCAUUUGAUCCCCUUGCAGACAAGGCCUCGGCAAUAAAGACGUGCAACCGGGUAUGUCAAUGGGUAAAAGAUGUGGAAAGUGAAAUAUUUUUGCUAGGAGGUAGCCCCUUUUCAUGGUGAUUUCAUAUCAAAUACUGUAAACAUGAAAGAGAGAAGUAUUUAAUAAAAUUUAAAUAGUAUUUAUUAUUUCUUUAAUAGUAUUUCUUUAUUUUUAAGACAAGGAUACGAUAAGUCCUUGAAAUCGUCCUUCACCAAAAUAUUUCUUUAGUAAACAUCCACAGAAAUCAAUAAGACAUACAUAUUCUUUUGAGGGUAGCGUAUAGCAUGGUCCCUUACAUGAAUGUGAUCAUUCUUUUGAGUUUGUGAUCAUUCUUUUGAGUUUGGUUGAGUGAUCAUUUGUAAAGCUUAUAAGUUAAGGUUGUAAGUCUGUUGAUACUAUGACAAUACAAGUUGUAUAGACUCAAAAGUGAUCUAAGAAAAGAAAAAAAAUGUGUUAGCAGAGAAUGUUCUCAUCUCAUUAACUUGGUGAAAAAUCUUACGAGGUCAAGAUUGGACAA
Molecule: messenger RNA, 2167 nt
Organism: Cicer arietinum (chickpea)
Lineage: Eukaryota; Viridiplantae; Streptophyta; Magnoliopsida; Fabales; Fabaceae
Product: vacuolar fusion protein MON1 homolog
Biological process (GO): vesicle-mediated transport; protein targeting to vacuole
Source: RefSeq, a predicted model, not a curated record